Hydractinia symbiolongicarpus is the source of this 1397-nucleotide messenger RNA. Its product is annotated as LETM1 domain-containing protein 1-like. Gene Ontology annotation, molecular function: ribosome binding. The coding region runs from base 114 to 1316 and encodes 400 amino acids. NCBI's taxonomy places the organism in Eukaryota, Metazoa, Cnidaria, Hydrozoa, Anthoathecata, Hydractiniidae. Gene Ontology annotation, biological process: intracellular monoatomic cation homeostasis. The transcript has 7 exons. Gene Ontology annotation, cellular component: mitochondrial inner membrane. The record is from RefSeq and is a predicted model, not a curated record.
UCUUCAUAUUCUGUUUCUGUUUACAUUUUUUGGUAACCUGUUCACACAGGUUUCUAACAUUUUAGAUAAAUUUAUCAAUACAUUCAAUAAUAUAUAAUACUAAUGUAAAAUUCAUGGCUGGUCCAAAACAUGUCGCAAGAUUUGCAUCUUUCCACAUACUGUGUAGUAACACCAGAACAUUGAACCUAAAUCAUCAAUAUGCUAGAACUAUUUUGUGCUUAUCACAAGUGAAUCAAAUGUGCAAAGGAAGACAUCAGCACCAAGACAGUCACAAAGUAUGGAAAAAAACUUUCCUUGAAAGCAGUAGAGAUAUUUAUCUGCAUAAUAAUAUAUAUAACAGCAAAUUUUUUAAAGGACGUUUAUGUUAUCGUUAUUUCUCUUCAACUGCAAACCAGAAAGAGCAGAAAUCAUCAAAAGAAAGUCCAUCAGAAAACCCAGCACCAGUAAAACAAGGUACAUUAAAAAAAGUUAAGGCCAUUGUUGAUGUGUUUUGGAUUGGCUGUAAAGCGUUAUUUAAAGAUGUACGACUAGCUUUGAAAACGCGGCGUAAACUUGGGUUAUACCAUCAGCGUGAUUAUAGCAAACUGAGCAGAGAAGAACUGCGUCAUAUGAGACAGACCAGACAAGAUGUUGUGAAGACGUUUCCAGUUACGCUGAUGUUUAUGAUCCCAUUCAUUGGAUACGUUGCACCUCUGCUUGCGUAUUUCUUUCCAAAGCAACUGUUGUCCCAGCAAUUUUGGCAUCCCGAUCAAAAGAAAGAGUUUAUAUUGGAAAAGUAUGAACGGAGGAGUCAAUAUUACCAACCGCUUAUAAAAGAAGUUGGUGUCACCAGCAAAGAGAUCAAAAAUAACGAGUUGUUAAAUCUUUGUUAUAAUGUUUUGGAUGGAUGGCAUCCAUCUAAUUCAGAGUUACUCACAUUUAAGGAUGUUUUUAUAAAAUGUGAAGACUUGUCACUCCAAGGGAUGCCCCGUUAUCAUUUGGUGAAGAUAUGUAAAUGUUGGUUGAUUCCCACAGCAUGGUAUCUUCCUCGUUGGUUUCUCACAAAUUCAUUACGACGACGCAUUUUACGUUUGAGAGACGAUGACGCUUUGAUUUUAAGAGAUGGAAUUGAAAUCCUGACGCCUGAAUGUGUACAACAGGCUGUUCAAUUCCGCGGUUUAGACGAAGCGUCACUUUGCGAUCGCUUGAAAGUUCAUUGGCUGGACGAUUGGGUGAAAUUAUCUACAAAAGUUUCAGCUGAAGAUGUUGCGUUUCUUGCACAUUGUGCUGUUUUCAAAGCAGCAAAUUUCGAAACAGUCGAAAAUCGAAAUUUAUAAUGACGUUUGCACGAGUGAUGUUUGUUUCACACGUUGUUUAGAAAUACUUGAGUGUUUUAGAAGAUAUUGUGCCACCCCCAA